AUGCCACCUCCACUUCUCCACACCUUUGCAUCUUAACCUGAAAACAGCAUCUUUUGUCUCCUCUCUCUCUCUCUAAAUAAAAGUCUUAUCACUGUCACCCUUUGGUUCCCUCCCAUUCUCCCCCACUAUAUAAACUAUCUUUCCCUUCAUUAUAUCCUUCACUGCUUCGCAUUAUUUUCCUCUCUCUCUCUUUCUACCUUAUAACCAAAAAAACAAGGAACAUCCAACUACCAAAAGCAAACAGCUCGUCUUUUGCUUUAUUUCUUUUUCUCUCUCUAGGCCCUAGCUCGUCUUUUGCUUUAUUUCUUUUUCUCUCUCUAGGCCCUAAAAUUACCACACUAGCUCACUGUAGUUUCCCACAACCCACUUUUCUCCUUAUAUUAUUCCAAGAGAUAAGCUACUCAUUUCUAAUUACCCUAUUGUCUUAUUUCGAAUUUUAUAAUCUCUCAUCUUAGAAAAAUUUCACUAUCCCUUGUUUUUAUUGUCUCCAAUAUGGAAGUGUUGAAAAAUCCCGAGAAUAAUAACAGUAACAAACGAUCCCGAGUUGAGUCGGGAUUGGACUCAGUUGAUAACUCGCCUGAGUCAAAGCGAGUCAACACAGAGGUAGAUGCGAGUCAUGCUUCGGCCGAGUCUGACAGAGUCGACUCGGAGUCGGAAGUGAGUCUUAACUCGUCCGGUUCGGACCGGUUCAGGCGUUCUGAACCACACGAAACGGAUAUCGUGGAAACAGAUGUGGACCUGGACUCGCCGGAGGCUAAGCAGAUCAGAGAAGAUAUAUUUGACAUCUUAGAUGAGCCUGACGCUCUGACGGAUUGUCCACCGGAGAUUCAGGAUCUCGACUCUGUUAUGAAGAGCUUUGAGGAGGAGAUCCUUCACCGCUCGAAUCAUCUCGAUACUCAGACCGUCCUAGAUCUGACGUCAUCAGAGUCGGGCGACUCUCGACCGGACCUCGGUUACCUCCUUGAGGCUUCCGACGACGAGCUUGGUCUCCCGCCGACAUUUUCUCCGGUAGAUGAACAUGUUCACGCCGAAACUUCCAUGCCGGAGGCUGCUGAAUUGGUUAAUAUGGUGGGAUUUGAGGAUGAAAUGCCUAAUUAUGACACGUUCGACUUCGGGAUGGCCGCCGAGGUCAGGCAAGGAGAUAAUGACGGGGUGAACGGCAACGGUGACUAUGUGACGUUUGGCGGGUUAUUUGAUUACCCGGAGCCUUUGGAUUUUUCUGAAUUCUCAUGGCGGCAGGAGUCGUUACCCGCUCUAUAAACCGAUGAAACUUCCGGCGGCUUGGCCCGUCUAGGUUUUGUGAAUGGUAGCGUAGUUUGUAUAUCUGAAAACCAGAAAGGACACUAUAAAAAUAGGAACCUAAACUGUGAAAGUCAUAUAUUAGAAGAAUCGAAUGUUCUCCGAGGCUAGAAAUUGGAGUUAACUUUUCUCUUAAAAAUCAGUAAUUAUUUGAUACUCAAUCUGAAUUCUGGAGUUUGAUGUUAAACUCUGAUAUACACCUGAGUUAAUUUUAUCUCAUUAAUUAUUCAACCAAGGAAAUAUGAAGCAACUAUUGAUAUUCGUUGAGGCGUUAUCUUUACUUUAUAUAUACUAUACUAGUUGGGGCCAGUUUCUAUAUUG
This is a messenger RNA of Nicotiana attenuata, 1620 nucleotides long. RefSeq lists its product as uncharacterized. The record is from RefSeq and is a predicted model, not a curated record. The transcript has a single exon. The coding region runs from base 493 to 1260 and encodes 255 amino acids. NCBI's taxonomy places the organism in Eukaryota, Viridiplantae, Streptophyta, Magnoliopsida, Solanales, Solanaceae.